Molecule: messenger RNA, 8771 nt
Organism: Guyanagaster necrorhizus
Lineage: Eukaryota; Fungi; Basidiomycota; Agaricomycetes; Agaricales; Physalacriaceae
Exons: 20
Coding region: 161-8674 (2837 amino acids)
Source: RefSeq, a predicted model, not a curated record
GCAACAUACCUUUUGCAUUAUUCCGCCAUGUUGUCAGCACCAUAAUACACCGACAGUACUGCUCGGAAACAAUCAUCUUCUGUCACAUUUUUCUUUUCUAAAUAUCCACCUCAUUCCUUUGGUCUUAAUUUUACCUUGUCAACGUUCCACGACAAUCAUUAUGCCAAUUUCUAGCGUAAUUCAUCCUGUCUCUUCGCUGCUGUCGAUACUUCUACUGAAGACACCGGAGAGAAGUGGCAUGUGGUUCACCGUGCUGCUAUGCGUCGCGCGAUUCAUGACGUUUGGUCUACUUUUGCGAACAUUCAUCAUACCGUGGACAUUGGCACGCAUGUCCAGGCAUAUACGAGUUCGAAGCAUUAGCUUGCGUUCAAUCCGAGGAUUGUACCUCCGUCAAGGUCGCCAAACCAUUCGCAUAGAACGCAUCAGCUAUGUUUGGUACGGUUUCGAGAUAGGUAUAACCAUUAAAGUGGAGGGGCUCAGUAUUGAAGUCUACCAGCGCGACAGGACCCAAGUGCCACGGAAGUCUCAUCGGAGGUCUGCCACAGUUGAGACCAUUUCCCACGUUCGGCGGCAGUUUUGGAAUGGAUUAUCAGCGUUAUACGCGGUAUUGGAUCCUGUCGUCCGACCAGUCAUGCGCGUUUACGUUAUGUCAUGUCUCGGGAUGUUUAUUCGGUGGUUACCAAGCAUCACGCAACAAGUUACUGUAGAAUUUCAACCCGCGACAUUCAUAUUUCCUGAUGCCGGCGACGCAAAGGUUUCCGCGGAAACAGUCUAUGUACACACAAACCUCAAAAUCGCGAAUAUCAAGAAGGACAAGCACGAGAAAGAGCACUUCGCUGCAUCGCGCGAUAGAACCGCUCGGGUAGCAAAGCCUUUGCGGGCGUCAUAUAGUGUGUCUGCUUGGAAACAUCGGCUCGGCGAUAGCUUCCGUAGGUCCUGGAAUCGAGUCGUUGAACAGACCCAAGGAAAUGCGAUCCUUUCGAUGCACCUCACGAAUAUCACUGGAUCGAUACCUGUUCGAACUUUAACAACUGAUGUUAAGGAUGGAGAAUUCUUGAGUUUUCCAGGCCUCGUCGACUUUUCUACCACUUUAUCCUUUGAUCCGCAAAGCUGGGCUAUCGUCACACAUAGCUCGAACACGACUCUCAAUGUUCGUCAAUGUGUUAUUGAACUAGACCAUCUUCGAUCUCUGUUCGAGAUCAUCCAGACGAGGAAGAAAUAUGAUACGUCUCCGCCUUCGACCUCUUACCUGCUGCCGUCCGAAUCACAGCCGGCAACUCCUCCUUCCUCAGCGGCUUCGAUGUCGGAUCCUGCUUCUACCUCUUCUGAUGUGCCUACAUCUCCGUUCAUGAGAGCGUUUUCAAGGGCAUCAAUCUUACGUCGUCGCUAUCUAUAUCUUCCAUGCAUGAGGCUGAGGGACAUCAAAAAUCCGGCCCUCAUCGCUUUUCUCUGCUCAUUCACCGCUAACAUUUCGGGUAUUACCCUAAAUAGUCGCAAUCGAAGUGAAAACGAAAGCUACAAGAUGACCUUCCAGGGCAUAUCUUUCUCGAUUGUACUGAGCAACCCCCUCUCGAACCGAUUGCACCGUCAGUGGCUCGGUAAAUCUGUGAAGGGCGAGGUCUUCGAUCCUGACGUUUACUCUCUUUCUUUUCAUGUCGAGAGUGUCAAACUUGACCGCUAUACAACGCGGCAUUACCUCCGGAUCCUGGUUGCGGAUUCCAUUGAUGUUUGCUCACUUGUAUCUCAGUACCCAUCGCCUUUCCUGGUUUCUACUCCCUUCAUUGGUGGCGAUCCAAAUGGACCCCUCGUCGUGAUCACUCUAAAUGUUGGCGGAAUACAAGUCACGGAACGUGAUGAUUUGUUGUCUACACUGUUUUCCACAUGGACUUCACCACGUCCCUUCAAAUCGAAGUCCGCAUUACCAGCCAUAGUUGACAUGCCUCGGUUUGCAUUUGAGGCUAGCUGCGGAAUAAUUAGUGCACGCCUCAUCUAUCAGAACCAGGACACCGGAACAUCCAAAGCAAUGGAAAUGCGCACGGAUGGCUUUUCAGUAGCUUGCACUUCUUUCUACUCACCCAUUCCUAUGACGUCAAUUCCACAGGGGGACUUCGACACCUUACCUCUUUCCAUGGCCUUCACGUUCAACUUCACACUUCAACCAGCUUUCGUAAGAGUUCGGCCUAGGCACUCUCAGAACUCACAUACGCGUCUGUCUUGUUUGACAACCACAGAAGAGGAUUUUUGUGAGGAUCCCGUUUUUCUUUCUCUGGAAUCAUUCGACUUGGGUGGUGGAGGGAAACUGCUGGGUUCCAUCAAGGAUGAUACAAGUAACAUUGCCGCCAUGGACAUGUCCACUCUAACGAUUGAACUGGCUUGCCUCACGGAGGCAGUUGUUUUGGAGCUAUGGCAUCUAUCCGUCCAGGACGCUAUCAGCCGUUUGAUCGCACUCUUUCCGAAACGAGUCAAAAGAGAUUCCUCACAAUAUCCUUUGCACCACCUGCCACCCGGAAUCAAUGCAUCCUUAUUUGUAGGGCGAUCGAUUCUAUUCAUAACGUCGCCCGAUAUCAAUCCGGCCGACACAAUGGAAUUAUCUCGUGGAAUUGCCUGUCGAGCAGAACAAACGGUCCUACAACUACGUUGCACUCAGCACAAUGAGGUAUACUGUCCUAGAGAUCCUGCAAUGACAGAAAAGAGAAACAAGUUGUAUCUGCCGGAAAAGACCGUCCCUCAAACUUUGCUGGAUACUGAAGCAGCCAACGGGCUAGAGGGCAUAUCCGGUUUCAUAUGCUUUCAGGUUGGGAAUUUAAGUCUCCGUGACGCGUUGGCCACUCAAUAUGUUGUGGACGAUCCAUUCAUGGCGGAACGAGAUCACCCGACUCUCUCCUCACGAGAGUUAUUCAAUACUCGCCUUCUAACAGAGCUGUCUUGGUCCACGGACUGCGGCCGUAAUGCAAUCGACAAUCUCCAUGUAUAUCUCCACGUUCCCGAUAUCAAGGUCUUAUUAUCCUUGUCCCAUUGUUAUCACAUUCUCCUCGCCAGCCGAUGUCUGGCACUCUUGGACCACAGACCUACUGUUUCUUCCCUUAGAGCUCCCCAGCGAACAUCAAAGGCUAUGCCCUCCAUCAGAGUUCGGAUUGCUCUUGACACAGUUCAAGUGUCCUGCGAACUUCCCAAUGAGCGAAUCGCUCUUCGGCUUGACUCGGUUACAGCUACUCUGUCCCCCCAGCUUCAGUCUGAAGUACAAUUUGAACACUUAGUUGCAUGGGUGCAUCUUUCGUCACCGACAAACCGUUGGCAGGAAGAUGAAGGAGGAAAGUGGAAAGAAAUCAUGUACCUACGGUGUUGGCGCAUGUGGGAUUCAUCUACCGCCAUGCUGACAUCCGUUCACAUGGAAGGACAGUCUGCUCGCUUCAGACUUCCCUAUGGAUACGUCUUGAGCAAUCUGGUUCAAGAUGCAACUGUGUCACUGAAGGCACUCAAGCAUCUGUAUCAUAUGACUGCCCGGGGUUCAUACAGUGAGAUACCUUUCCCAGAAGCCGAAGGUCCCAAGCGUAUGCCGUAUAUGACUUUGGCCGUCGCGUCUUUCUGUGUCGAGAUCGCCGAUGAUCCAUUCGAAGGGCGAUUGAAUUUAGCUUGGAAAGCUGGACUUGAGGCUGCCAAAAUUCGCGUAGACCGGGAGCAAGCCUACGAGGACAAAGUAGCGACUAUUAUCAACGCCGAUGUCGCUCAAGGCAAAUCCCCUGCUGAACUUCGGGCAGAAUAUCGUUUUUCCUCGAAGCACUCUGUGCCAAUCGAAGAUGCGCGACAACGGCUCUAUAAGGUCCAUUCAAUGGAUUGGGGUUUACGACUUGGCUAUUUCCAGAAGGAUCAAAUUAGGAAUGAAGAAGCUGUAAAGAUGGAAUUUCAUCCCUCUUUUCAAUCGGAAAGCAGGAGUCGAAACAUCGUUGACGUUUCUCCCGAUGACUCAUGCACACCCCUCUUUCGUGCCUUGAUCAGAGAUCUAUCGCUGUCUACUGCGCCGCCUUCAUUCCCCGCCAGUUCACUUCCAGAAUAUUUGUAUGAGCAAGGGGGCCUUCCUCGGAUCACCGAGUUCUCUUUGUUACUCCCAUUUCACCUAAAUUUUACCCUCUCGUCGCUGAGCAUGACAAUCAGAGACUACCCAUUACCGUUAUUCGAUAUUCCGCCUCAUCAAGACCCGGGUCAGACGGCUUGGACUUUCGAUACUGAUCUAGUCAUUGCAGAAGAAUUGGCGGGAGGCGCGUCUGUCGAUUGGGUCCUGUGUCCUGUAUCAUAUGCUAACGACGGCAUUCAUGGUGCUGCGCCGCUAUGCAUUUCCGUUCCCAAGACAAUUAUGCCAGUGAAGAGCUACGCCAACCCAGAAAUUCUGGUGUCUACACCUAAUGCGACAGUUUUUUCUUGGGGUAUGAGCUAUGGGCCCGCGACCCAAGAUCUCAUGAAAAUUCUAGACACAAUCACUAGCACACCCCGUGAUUCUUCUCCUGGUUUAGGUUUUUGGGAUAAGUUGAGAUUCAUAUUUCAUUGGAGCAUAAGAGCGUCGUUCAAGGGCGAAGUACGAUUUCACAUGAAAGGUCUUCGAGAUCCUCACGAGAUACUCGGGAAGGGUGCCGGUUUUGCUCUAUCCUGGCAAGGCAAUGUUAAGCUUUUGAUUGGGCGUCAUAAUGACGACAAGGAACUCGUGCAAGUUAUCAGUGAUUCGAUGAUGAUUGUUAUACCGAACUUUCAUCGGAGCGAUGCCGGUCCACUUGCAUUCGCCCCUGCAUCUCGGCCAUUCAAAAAGAUCUGUGCCAAAGUCCUCUCUGGUGUUCGCUUUGGUGUCGGCCUUGUGCUUGAACGGUCUUGCGGAUAUGAUUGCCAACGACAUUGCAGUGGUUCUGCCUUCCAUAGAAAAUGCAGGUUUUUUGAUUUCAAACCUCACUAUAAUGUUAAACUGGAGAAAAAGAAUGUAGCCCCUGAAAUGAAGGGACCCGACGAUUCGUAUGACGGUUUCAGAUCUGAUUUCAUCCACCUGUCGGUUUCUUUGACUUCUUCAGUACGAAGUACGAAGACUGAAGAUCACGACACGAGUGGUUUAUACCUUACACCCAAAGCUUUUGCACAUUUCUGGUCAUGGUGGUCUUUGUUCGACGCUGUCAUGUCUCUGCCAAUUCGCCAGGGUACUUAUUAUCCAAGGCGUACACUGUCUCCCAAGUUUGGACGGCAUAUCGCCACUCUGAAAUAUCGUGUAUCAAUUCGUCAGCUGUCUAUCAUGCAUGGUUACAUAGACAACAGUAGAGAAACUUGGGUAGAUGGAGUUACACCCUGGGUUGGCGUGAAGGGUAAGAUCGAUGAAUUCCAAGUUGAUAUGCAUCAACGGGAUCAAGAAACCGUUGUGCCUGGUUUUGGCCCUCAUUCUACCAAGGUGUUACGAAGGAAGCCUUUCUACGCGGCAGAGGUUGUGUUGAAAGGCUUGGAUCUUCGUGCUAUAUUUGCUAUCUUUGCCGACCCCAAGAAGCAAUUCAUUCCGGUCAAUGUCCCUCAAGAUGGCAGUAACUACAGGACGAGGAACCGCUAUCCUACAACAUCUAUACCUUCAGCUUGGUAUGAUCCAGACGACUUUGUGGAAACCGACUGGUUGUCACCGCUUGAUCCCACUUUCCAUGUCUUGCCUGUUGCGGCGUGCUCUCAUUUCAUGUACUUCAAACGUAACGAUGCUCUCGUCGAAAAUCCUUCGGAGACCAGCAGAUUUGGCAACGAGGAUAGUCAUGUUUGCCUACUCGGGAAGGGACCUUCUGUGCCUGAGAUCCAAGCUGCUCUAACUUCAUCUCGCAUCGAGGAGCUCAAAUGUCUCAUAAACUCUAACCAGGAAGCAUCCUCCGAUAAGAAAGUCGUGCUGCUAGAGAAAUAUAUAUCUCACCUUCACGAGCCUUAUAUCAGUCCUGACAGAAAUGAUGCUAGCUCCCAUUAUCAGAUACCGUCUGACACCGUUUCUCCUGAUGAAUGGGCAGAAUUCGAUAAUGUCUACCAGAUACAUUGUCCGAGGAUCUUCAUGGAUGCCACUGUCCGUGAUAUCAUGAUGCAGUAUUAUUAUUGUUCCCGUGAUCGCAAAGGAUUGGAAUAUCAUAUGGCUUCCCGUGCCGUGAAGUUUGUACGAGACCAAGCAAACGAGUUACUGAGAUCACAGCUUCAAAGCAAUGCUGAACCGACCAAGAAAGCAGCUCAUGCUGCCGCAAGCGCACUAAAGCACAUGUUCGUUCGCGACAACUCGGAUUCUGACUCUGAGGACUCCGUGGAGUACAUCGUUGAUUCCGAUUCUUCGUCUUCAAUUCUCGACCCUUUGCAUGGCUGGUCCGAUGGCGUGUCUUUGAAAAAAGGCCACUGCUGUCUUCUUCUAAAGCCGCAGGUCAUACUACAAAACAGGGAGAAGCCACAAGAGACAUGCGUGGUAGCCGCCUUGCAAGCCAAACUGCAGUCGUUUACUAUCAUGGAUGAUUCCAACGCCAAGGAUCCCAUCAGCGGCAAAGUCAUGUCCAGGACAUAUGCUAUUCUGUCCGGCAUGCAAACAUUUGCUCCUACAGCUAAAUUGAGUGGAGAUAGCUGUGUCCCCUUGGAAGUCCUCAUCGAUUUUCGAUGCGAGAGUGAUGAAUUCGAUCGCCUAGUACCCCAAACUGACGCCACCUUCCAUUAUGACAAAUUUAACCGACUGCGACUGCGCAACAAUGUUACAUCUGUGGUCAACAAAUCCUCUGCAGGACAUUCACAUAUGGGGCGUACACACUUACAGGACCAGACAGAUCUCAUCAAAGUCAUUACACCAAAAUUCACAGUGUCAGCCAGCGACCAACAUUUUAAGACCAUUUCCAACAUUGUGACGAAGCUCUUACUCUUCUCAGAUGCAACCCAUAAGACCCGUGUUGACAGGCUUGAGACCUUGUUAUUCACCUAUGACUUCACAGAUUAUGCUUCAGCGUCCAGGGUGAUCACUGAUCUUCAGGGCCGACUGCGAAAGUCUAUAGAGGUGGAGGAAUUAGCGAUGCACACGCAGCAGAUUCAGAGUCGAGAGGAUGAAAUCGAACUAUUGAAACUCAAGGCCCACAUCUACCUGUUGGGAGACGAGCUUAACUUCAUAUUCGAUGCGAUCAAACUGGCGCAGGAUAGGUUUGACGACCAAACGGAUCAAAAAUCGGCACUUCUCCUGAAUGCCUCCUCAUCUGAAAUAUCAUGGAACAUGUUGGAUGAGCAGCGGGAACUUUUGGCUAAGCAUGUUGUGAAAGAUAUCGAUUACUAUUGGCUCAGCAGACAGGACAGUUCCACUUAUAACGAUCUAGCGAUCGGCAGUCUACAGGCCUUUGACGGAUCUAAAGACGCUGUGUGGACAGAGAUUCUUUCCAAGUAUAAUGAACCUCCAAACCAUCCGCUACUGAAGCGUGGACUCUUCCUCGUAGCGAAAUGGUCCGUUCUUCCGCCUGUCGGAGGAAUAGGCAUCUAUGAGUUUUUCGAGCUUAACUUGCAUCCCAUGCGUUUGCAGAUUGACACUCGAGUUGGUCGUCGUAUCAUGGAAUACUUAUGGCCAGGUCGAAGAGAUCGAAAGAAAGCUAUCCAAGACAGACGUACCGAGUCUUCUCAAACUGCCCACGAACAUCCGCCAAACAAGCAAUCCUUCCCACCUUCCAGAAUUUCCCUCGAUGCGACCAGGCGAACGCACUCACGGCAAUCUUCUGACUCUAAUAAUUCAUCCCGACUUGCACCGCCGAUGGCUUUAAGAAGGCUCGGUACGUCACGAUCUUUUUCGAAUCUCAGAGACUUUCCGUCACCUGUAAAAUCGCUGCCACGAACACGUUCGUCCGAGGCUUUGGGGCAGCAUGCGAGCACAAUUGAUCAUACCGAGCCACGUAAGCUGCGCAGGGGAGACAGUAGGCAUGACUCUGGUCCUGUACCGCGAAGAGGAGAUGCUGCAGAGAUGAGGACGCGAAGUUCUCAAAAGACAUUCGUGCUGGUUAAAAUAUCAAGUUUGCACCUCCUGUUGAGUAUUAUGAAAGAGGAAUCUUUCGUUUGCCGCGAUGCACGCAUCACAACUAGAGACCUGGAGUACAGGAAUCAAACAUGGAGUUUCGAAGAACUCGUCGAUCAGCUCAUCCCGUCUGAUACUAGCUGGAAAGGUUGGAUCAAGAUGGCAUUCCAUCAGCCUCUGGUUCCUGUACUCCCAGUUGCUCGGGAGAUUUUUUCCAAAACGAAGUGGAUUGCUACGAAGGGCGUGGCCGUACCAGAGUUCCACCACCGUGCAUUGCCAAAUGCCUCUCGCCAUGACCUUUUACUUCCGGUUGACGACGAUACUAACCGUUCCGACAAUAGUCACGAUACCCGCGAGCGGCUACGAACACCUUCGCCUCAUCGAGGUUGGCGGAAAGCCUCAAAGAGGAAGUCCGACACCUCUCCACAGAUAUUGGCAAAUGCGCGCCUUUGUGAGGAGCCAGAGACCUUGCCGGCGGAGCCCAUUCGAUCCAGCAAUAGGAACAGAAUGCUUUCCCUGCUAGGUCGUGGUUCGUCGUCCAAAAAAAGUGACAAAUCCGGCAGUACUACACCAAAGCCUACGGGUUCGUCUUCAAAACCGCCGAAGAAGAAUUCUAUGGCUACUAGUACUAGACGAUCUACGGAAUCAGGAGAUGGAACACUUUAAGAUAUCGAUGGACGUUUUUUUCUUCCUCGACGCAUCUGUACCAUAUCAUCACAUCUAUUUAUUUGAGCAAUAGUGGUCAUGGCACUCGAGGCCGCUG